Messenger RNA from Spinacia oleracea (spinach), 1254 nucleotides. RefSeq lists its product as uncharacterized. NCBI's taxonomy places the organism in Eukaryota, Viridiplantae, Streptophyta, Magnoliopsida, Caryophyllales, Amaranthaceae. Bases 312 to 896 code for a protein of 194 amino acids. Gene Ontology annotation, biological process: endoplasmic reticulum to Golgi vesicle-mediated transport. Gene Ontology annotation, cellular component: TRAPPI protein complex; TRAPPIII protein complex; TRAPPII protein complex. The transcript is spliced from 8 exons. The record is from RefSeq and is a predicted model, not a curated record.
UGAGAAUUGACACCCCCUACUCCCCUAGGCCCCGUGGUACCGGUUCCAGUUCUGAACCCGGCGAAUCUUUACCAGUUCCGGGUCUGAGACCGGAUAACUACUAAUUUUUCUCACCCCUGGUCCAAACUACACACAAAGCACGGAUCUUGUUUAGAACAGAGCUUAAACUGUGUAACCCAAUUUCCAUCGUCGGAUCACCUUCCCCCAUUCUCUAGAACAAUUCCUUCAGAAGAGUAAGAUCAAUGUCUUUCUAAAUCGAAGGCCGUGUUUGGAAGAAAGAGAUCAAAGGUGUGUGAAUUCGAGCGGAAAUAAUGAUCGGAGUAGGGAAGAUCAAACAAUACUCUAACGUUCUCGACAAACCAGUCAGCAAAGGAAAACAAGAGGUUAGCUUAAGUGCUUUCGCCUUCUUGUUUUCGGAACUUGUACAAUAUAAUCAGACUCAGGUGGAUAAUAUUGCCGAACUCGAACGGAGGCUAGAGGAUGCUGGCUAUGCUGUAGGGGCACGAGUUCUGGAACUUCUCUGCCAUAGGGAUAAGGGUAACAGAAGGGAGACACGCUUGCUUGGUAUUCUAUCUUUUGUACACAGCACUGUAUGGAAAGUAUUGUUUGGAAAGGUUGCUGACUCACUUGAGAAGGGCACUGAACAUGAAGAUGAAUAUAUGAUCAGCGAGAAAGAGCUCCUUGUGAACAGGUUUAUAUCAAUACCAAAAGAUAUGGGAACUUUCAACUGUGGCGCAUUUGUUGCUGGAAUAGUGAGGGGUGUCUUGGAUGGUGCAGGUUUUCCAGCUGUUGUAACUGCUCAUUUUGUUCCAGUGGAGGGGCUAUUGCGGCCAAGAACAACUAUAUUGAUAAAGUUUGCUGAAGAGGUACUGAAAAGGGAAGCAAGAUUAGGUUGAUCUUUCUCAGGACUACAGGUUGAGGUCUUUUCAUGUUAAAUCAUCUUCUGUAAAAGUUGUACGUUUAGUUGCUUCCUGGUAUUUCAAGGUGGGUAGCAUUCUUUUCAUUGCAAUUCCGAAGUUAGAAUUCAAGCAAAAUCACUUACUAUGUCUAAGUAAUUUUUUUCUGGUCAUUGUCCCAUGGAGGACCUCGUAUGUAGGCAGAGGAAUGGAUUGUUACGUGCCAAGUGUUAAAUAUUGGAGUAGCUGCUGUUUUUGAGAAGCUAUUUAGUAGGAUAAUACAUUUGGUAUAGAUUUUCUGUAUGUUUGUCUACGAGUAUAGCAGUAGAUUUUAUCUUUAAAAGGAUCAUUAUGUCAA